AUGGCUAAUCACCGUGGCGGCCUAGAUGAAUCAAAACCAACCUGUAAGCGUUGUGACAAAGCCGGCUAUACGUGUGCGGGAUACGAGAGGAAACUCGAAUUGCGAUUCCACUCCUUCUCCAACGAGGCCGAGCAACAGACGACAGCAGGAGUAUCAAAGACAACCAAGGAACCCCCACCGUGCCACCAGAGGAUCCCGAAAUCGUUGGUCCUAAGUUCCAACGAUGACCCGGAAGAUUUUGUGCCCUCAGACAUGAGUCUGGUGGCUUUCAGGGAGGAUAUCCAGUUUGCCUAUCUCUUCGACAACUUUGUGUGGAGCAGCUAUGGGACGCCCUGGCUUCAACUGUCCGCCGAGGGUAAGAUUGACUCCUUAUCCCUGGAGGCAUGCCGAGCGUUCUCCCUCAGCAUAUUUGGGAAGCAUCACCAUCAACCCGACAUAGAAGUAAGUGGUGCAAUCCACUACGACAAGGCGGUUCGGGCGCUCUCUUCCCGUUUGUCGAAUGUGGGGGCCCCAGGCAGCGAAGACCUAAUCAUUCCAAUAAUGAUCCUCCUCAUGCAAUCUUCAACCACUCCCGACCCUCAAGCAGCGGCCUUCCACCUCCAAGGCCUGCUCAGACUGAUACAAAUCUGCGGCCCGAGAAAAUUUUCCACUAGUAUGCUGCGAAACGCCUUUGAAUCUUGCCGAGCGACUUUGGUCACAGUUGCCCUGAUCACAAAGACCAGGACCUUCCUGGAGCAGCCAAUCUGGCUGACCGAGCCCUGGUUCGAAAUCGGCGCCUCCAAUAAAAGCUUCCAAAACCAACUGGUCGACGUUCUGGUCUACAUUCCCGGAUUCCUUCAAGAUCAAGCACACCUCGAGCAAGUCCAAUCGGCCGAACUCAAGGGCGAUUUAAUCCGACGCAUCGAGUUCCAGAUCGAAAGGAUCUAUCAGUGGCGAUGGCGAUGGGAAGCAUCCAAUAGCAACGCCGUCUGGGAGGCGGACCCGGAAAUGCUCCCGGCCGAAUAUCUAUCGACGCACUUCCGACCCAUUCGAAGCUUCCUGGUCUUCUCAUCCUCCGCCCAGGCCACAGAAGUAUCCCUCUACAACGCCGUUCUCCUCUGUCUCCUGGGCCUACUGUGGACACUAAAACCAACCGACGACAGGACACCCUCACCACCCACGACACCCACCACGCCUCUAAACCUCCCCGGCGACGUCGAGUUCCUGACGCAGCCCGCCGUCGAGAUCUGUCGCGCUUUUGAAUACCAGCUCAUGCACGUCAAAAACAGCCGGGACUCGGCGCUAUUCUGGCUGUUCCCGCUCGGACUGGCCAGCCGCGUGCUCGAGGACGAUAGCAAUAUGAUGCUGUGGAUCAAGACCAUGCUCGAGACGUCACAGGUCACCCGGGGUUACGGCACCGGCAGCAAUGCCUACGGCUUUGGCUUCUACAAGUUCCCCAAGAUCAGACGGAGGCGCGUUUACCAGCCCCUCAUACAGCCCCAGUACUCGAGCGAGACUCUCAAGCAGUAUUCAAGUGGGUCUUCUACGACGAGCGAUGAGUGA
This is a messenger RNA of Exophiala bonariae, 1542 nucleotides long. RefSeq lists its product as uncharacterized. Bases 1 to 1542 code for a protein of 513 amino acids. The record is from RefSeq and is a predicted model, not a curated record. The transcript has 3 exons. NCBI's taxonomy places the organism in Eukaryota, Fungi, Ascomycota, Eurotiomycetes, Chaetothyriales, Herpotrichiellaceae.